Molecule: messenger RNA, 2805 nt
Organism: Medicago truncatula (barrel medic)
Lineage: Eukaryota; Viridiplantae; Streptophyta; Magnoliopsida; Fabales; Fabaceae
Product: G-type lectin S-receptor-like serine/threonine-protein kinase LECRK1
Exons: 1
Coding region: 193-2631 (812 amino acids)
Biological process (GO): protein phosphorylation
Molecular function (GO): protein serine/threonine kinase activity; ATP binding
Source: RefSeq, a predicted model, not a curated record
UUGGUCAAGGUCUUGCACUCUUGCUAUGCUAAUUUUCCACGACUGUUUAUUGUGAGGCGAUGACUAAGAAAAGUCUUUGGAAUCACACUAUGCAAGGCAGUGACAUUAGGAAUAACAACUUUCCUUCUUUCUCAAAAAAAAAAAAAAAACUUUGCUUCUCUUCUCUCUGAGAUAAUAAAAAACCCAAUAGUUAUGGUCAUGGAUGCCUCCUAUACUACAACUUUCACCUUCCUUCUGUUUAUGUCCUUACCAUUAUCAAAUGUUGGAGCUCAAACACAAUCACAACUACUGGCGCGGAUAGCACCGGGUUCCUCACUUUCCCCCGGUAGCAGUGAUUACAAAUCUAUGUGGCUUUCUCCUUCUGGCCAAUUCGCUUUUGGCUUUUAUUCACAAGGCAACAAUGGCUUUGCUAUUGGAAUUUGGUUGGUUGGCAAGAAUAAGAUGAACAGCACAAUAGUAUGGACUGCAAACCGUGAUGACCCUCCAGUAACCUCAACUGUAAAGCUACAAUUUACCAUGAAGGGUACAAUAAUACUAACAGAUCAACAGGGACAACAGAAGCUUAUUGUUAAUGCUAAUACAAGAGCUUCCUCGGCCUCCAUGCUUGAUUCUGGGAACUUUGUACUAUAUGACAACAAUAAUAUUUCCAGCAUCAUAUGGCAGAGUUUCGAUCACCCAACUGAUACUCUAUUGGAGAGUCAAUCUCUACCUUGUGGAGGCAAACUGUCCUCUAGUUUAUCAGAGACCAAUCACUCAACCGGAAGGUUUCAACUCAACAUGCAGGUUGAUGGAAAUCUUGUUCUGUAUCCAGCAUACAUAGCUGAAACAAGUUGGGAUGCUUAUUGGGCCUCUGAUACUGUUAGUGCCAAUGUCAAACAUCAUCUUUACCUUAAAAGUACAGGUUUACUUCAGAUCUUGGAUGACAGCAGUGAUUCUAGCCUUAUUAAAAUUUUGAAUGAUGCUGACGAGGACCAGCAAGAGACUGGCGGAAACCAGACUAUUUAUCGUGCAACCCUUGAUUUUGAUGGGGUUUUUCGGCUGCAUGCUCGUCAUGUUAACAAUGGCAGUGACAAAAUUAUCGCAAGUUUUCCGGGGAAUAACCCCUGUGAAGUAAAGGGGUUUUGUAGCUUAAACAGUUACUGCACAUUCAAGGAUGAUAAACCAUUAUGCAACUGUCUCACGGGUUAUAAAUUUAUAGAUGCAAAUGAAAAGACUCUCGGCUGCGAAAGGAACUAUUCGAAAGCAGAGUGUAGAGCUGAGAAAGAUGGUUUGGCCUUUUAUGAUAUGGUCCCAAUGAACAAUAUUGUAUGGAAAGACCAUCCUUAUUUUGAGACUGAGGAUAUAUUAUCGGAAAAAGAAUGCUCAUUUGCUUGUUUGGUUGAUUGCAACUGUUGGGCUGCACUGUAUGAGGAAGAAAGAUGCAAGAAACAAGGGUUGCCUUUGAGAUAUGUCACAAGGACACAUGAAGCCGACGACUCGCCUGCAGCAGCAUACAUAAAGGUGGGAAAUGGCAGCAUCGAAAACUGGAAGGGGAAUGAUACACUUUUUUAUCCACAGCCACCUCUAAUUACAAGUACCAAAGCAGUGGUGCAUAUUAUCAUUGUUACAUCAAUUUUUACUGCGCUUUUGUGUUCAGCGAUUUUAAUAUCCAUCCAUUACGUUUACAAGAUUCGGGUAUUAAGGUACAAAAGGCUAACGGACACUGGGAACCUAGGGUUGAAUGAAGAGGUGACUCUGAGAAGGUUUUCAUAUAACGAGCUGAAAAGAGCAACAAAUCAUUUUAAGGAAGAGUUGGGUAAGGGUGCUUUUGGAUCAGUUUACAAAGGGGCCUUAAACAAAGGUAAGAGAUUGAUUGCAGUGAAGAGACUAGAAAAAGUGGUGGAAGAAGGUGAAAAGGAAUUUCAAGCAGAAGUGAGAUCCAUUGGGAAAACCCACCACAGGAACCUAGUUAGAUUGCUUGGUUUUUGUGUUGAGGGUUCAAAAAGGCUUCUGGUUUAUGAAUACAUGAGCAACGGAUCACUUGGAAAGCUUCUUUUUGGUGAUCAAAGACGCCCAGAUUGGAAUGAGAGAGUAAGAAUAGCACUGGAUAUUGCUAGAGGGAUCUUGUAUCUCCAUGAAGAGUGUGAUGCUCCAAUCAUUCAUUGCGACUUAAAGCCUCAAAACAUUUUGAUGGAUAAGUUUUGGACUGCCAAGAUAUCUGAUUUUGGGCUUGCAAAACUUUUAAUGCCAGACCAAACCAGAACAUUCACGAUGGUCAGAGGGACAAGAGGGUACAUGGCCCCGGAGUGGAACAAGAACGUGGCAAUAUCAGUGAAAACAGAUGUUUAUAGCUAUGGAAUAGUGCUGUUGGAAAUCUUAUGUUGCAGAAGAAACCUAGAUGUUAAUGUGUUGGAACCUGAGGAGAUUCUUCUUGCUGGUUGGACUUAUAAGUGCUUUAUUGCAGGAGACGUAAACAAGCUUGUUCCUUCAGAAGCCAUUGAUAAAAAUGUCAUGGAAAAUAUGGUUAAGGUGGCACUUUGGUGUAUCCAAGAUGACCCUUUUCUCAGGCCAACAAUGAAGGGUGUGGUGUUGAUGUUAGAAGGGAUUACUGAUAUAGCAAUUCCUCCGUGUCCAAAUUCGAAUUUUGCAUGAGUGAAAUGUAGCAGCAGUUCCUCAUGUGGUUUUCAGUUCAUUUGUUUUUGCCGUGUUACUUAUUAUUGUUUUUCUUUCUCAUUUGUUCAAGUUGUAUCUAAUCUAAGUCGUAUUUAGAUCAAUGAAAUAAGGUAGCAAGCCAAAAGCUGAUGCAGUACGCAUGUUAAUUGUUAA